GAGAACAAAUACGGAAGGGCUGUGUUAUUGUUUUAGAGGCAGCUGUAGAUGUAGUUUUAAUCUGCUAUUUAGAAAAUCUAAAGUCGACAAACAACCCCUGUUGGACCUGAGGGAGGUCUCUCGUCCUGCUCGUCAUCAUGGUGGAGCCCACAGCAUCUGGCGUGUUCUGUAACAGGAUGCUGAGCAUGGUCAACUCUGAGGACGUGAACGCCAUCAUCCAGGCUCAGAGACACAUGCUCGACCGCUUUGAGAAAACCAACGAAAUGCUGAUCAACUUUAAUGGACUGUCUAAUGUGCGACUGCAGCAGAUGAACGAACGCUUCCUACUCCACACUCGCACCCUUGUGGAGAUGAAGAAGGAUCUGGACAGUGUCUUCAGAAGGAUCCGGACACUAAAAGGGAAGAUCGCUAAGCAGUACCCAGAAGCUUUCAGCAAUAUCCACGAGUCACCAAUCCUGGAGGAUGACGAUGAUGAGUUUGACCCUGUUCCCCCAAGUGUUGCCACAACAACUACAACAGCCACGUCUGAGCAGAGCACAGAGUCGUGUGACACGAGUCCAGAUGUGGUCUCACCCACCGUGAGCAGAUGCUCUGAAGAUCUCUCUCAAGAGCCGCCCGACACGCCAACCUCUGACGUCCUAGAGACAGCCGUCCUUCGGGACGAGGGUCCCGACUCUGUGCCUGCAGAAUAGAGUGGACAGUUUGUGAACUGAUUUCUGUCACUUGAAAUUGAGCUUCUAGCCUAAAGCGAGGUCAUGUUGUGUAUUUGAGUGUGUGUUGGCCUCUGUAAUGUUUGCAGACUGUUUUCGGUCACUAAUGUGUUUGUUUGAGAUCACAACGUUGGUGUCGCUGGAUUUUGUUGGAAUGCUUAUGUGUCCUCUGCCUGCACAGCACUAAAUCAACACAGAAAAUACUUGAAGUUGUAUAGUAUUUCACUAUAGAUACAUGUAUUGUGCUGACGAAACCUGAGCAAAAGCCCUCUCUAGCUAUGUAUUUUAAACGUAUUUAUUUUUGUUUGAAAAGAUGCUCACCUGAAGAUUGAGGAAAGAAGUUUCUCACAAUGUCGAAGAAUAAAAGGCACGAAAGUAGGCGUUGUCAACAUGAAUACUAGUAGUUAGGGUGUGCAGAUAUUUUAUACUGCUACAUACUGUACAGUGUUGUUAAUCUGUUGGUUCCUGUUAGUCACCAGAUGUCGAGGCUGUUCCAUACAAAGAUCCAAACAUCAUCCAAACAUCAUCUGCUACCACAGUAUGACUUCCUACAUGAUCGUGGACACAUUUUAAGAAUCACAACUGUAAAUGUUACAUCAAAACAGGUUUUAUUUGAAUGUAAUAUCUGGAUCAAAUAAGUCCUCAGAAAUCCACUGACCAGAUUGCCAUGUGUUGAUAUUGUUCAUGUUUAAAUGAUUUUGGCUAUAUGGAGAAAGAUGUGUUUGCUUGAAGUUCCAGCUAAUUGAGAAAAUGUAGUUGUGUUUUGAAAAGUGUUUCUGGCUCAAGCAUAUGAACAACAUCUUUGACGAAUGGUGUCCUUUCAAUAAAACAACAGCCCUGUUAUUUGAUAGACCAAA
Messenger RNA from Stegastes partitus (bicolor damselfish), 1567 nucleotides. It is a transcript of the gene kxd1, whose product is annotated as KxDL motif containing 1. Gene Ontology annotation, biological process: lysosome localization. Gene Ontology annotation, cellular component: BORC complex. The transcript has 5 exons. The record is from RefSeq and is a predicted model, not a curated record. Lineage: Eukaryota; Metazoa; Chordata; Actinopteri; Pomacentridae. The coding region runs from base 138 to 692 and encodes 184 amino acids.